AUGGGUUUAGGGAUGUUGUACUUCGAUGGUCGCGUCGUCGACGACGAUGGACGGCCCCUGCUGGAAUCCGAUGACGACGAGGAGCUGAUGCAUGUUGAGCCUGGCGUCGCCAUCGCCCUCGGUUCCCGACCCAUGGAGUCGCCUGGAACUCUCUACGUCACCUCAAGAUGUGAGUGGAUCCUGCAGGAGGGAGAUUUGGCUGAGCAACGCCGACAAAGGGAAAAUGUAUGCGGUGGAUUUCUUGUCGUUGUCCCUCCACGCUGUGUCAAGGGUCCUGGAGACUACCCCUUUCCUUGCAUCUAUACUCAGAUCGAGAUAGGUGAUGAAGAUGAAGAGUCUGAAAGCUCAGAUUCAGAAAGUAAUGAUGAUUUGGAAUUGUCAAAAGUAACUGAAAUGAGACUUCUUCCUUCAGAUGCUAGAAAGUGUGUUGCUGAAUCUUUUGUGGUCAACUUUCUAUUUAAUGCUAUUAUGAGUGUGUUUGUCAAAGUAGGAAAGAAUCUGAUGCAGUUGGCAUUGCUUCAUCAUGGAUUUUAG
Zingiber officinale is the source of this 534-nucleotide messenger RNA. RefSeq names its product chloride conductance regulatory protein ICln-like. Lineage: Eukaryota; Viridiplantae; Streptophyta; Magnoliopsida; Zingiberales; Zingiberaceae. Bases 1 to 534 code for a protein of 177 amino acids. The transcript has 4 exons. Gene Ontology annotation, cellular component: cytosol; spliceosomal complex. Gene Ontology annotation, biological process: mRNA cis splicing, via spliceosome. The record is from RefSeq and is a predicted model, not a curated record.